Xyrichtys novacula (pearly razorfish) is the source of this 19734-nucleotide messenger RNA. NCBI's taxonomy places the organism in Eukaryota, Metazoa, Chordata, Actinopteri, Labriformes, Labridae. The record is from the annotation of a GenBank genome assembly.
UACACGACGCUCGAGCCUGUGGCGUGCAGUCUAAAGGGGACCCAUAACCUUGGAUGAGGGGAAUAGAAGGUGUGUGUAUGCAGCGAAAAGUGUGUGUGAGGCAAUAAGAGAGUGGGUGGGUGCAGAAAAGGAAGUGGCGAAGAAGAAGAGGAAGAAGGUUAGUGAAGUAGUGAAGACAAAACGAUAGAAAGCAACAGAUAUGAGACGGUGAGGAAAGAAGGAAGAGAGGAGAGGAAGACGAGACGAAGAGGUAAAGAAGAUGAUGAUGAAGAAGAAGACAUCAGCUGGACGGUCACCUGAGAAGUAAGUGAUCACAGGUUAACAUUUUUUCAAAGUUUAUGAGUUUCAGAGGAACAAAAACCUUCGAGCUGAACCUUCAUGAGGUCUGAAGAAGAUCUGAUGAGAGAGAGACAUCUAUGUUCAAACUUAGAUUUAUGUUAACAUGGAGCUCUAUGGGGACAGAGUCACUGUAGGACACAGCCUCUGGUGGACACUGGAGGAACUGCAGUUCUGGUCCCUCUCUCAGUUUCUGUGAAUUUGGGGGUGAAGCUGUGAAUGAAUGAACAGAGGAAGAUGGCGGAGGUGUUAGGUUGAGUCAGUGUUUCCUGUGUUGUUCAGACUCACAGGUAGAUGAAGGUGUUCUGGGUGUUCGGUUCUGACGCUCUUCGGACCCGUGUGUGUGUGUGUGUGUGAUUGAACAUGAAUGAUUCAUGAGCAGCUGUUGUUGGUGUGUUAAUAAUCAACGCCUGGAGCAUCUCUCUUCCUCUCUGUCUUUCAUUUAUCUCUCUAUCUUUUCAUUCGCUCUCUGACUCAUUUUCUCCCUCUCUGUCUCUGUCUCCCUUUCUCUCUCUCCUUGAACACCUUCAACCAGAGCAAUAACGGCCAGAAAAACAGGACAUGUCUAUUCCUGCUGACUCUAACCUCACAUUCUCACUUUCCCUCCUUCAUUAUCACUUUCUCUCUCUCUCUCUCUCUCUCUCUCUCUCUUUCUCUCUCUCUCUUUCUCUCUCCCGCUCACUUGUUUCUUCUUGCCCCUGGUUUGUCAGAAAGUCAACGGUUUCAUGUGAGGAGGUUCGAGAGAGAGUUAAAGAUUUGAAGCGUAGACUUAAAGCUGGUUAAAAUGAUGUUGAAGCUGCUUCAGUCGCUCUUAUAGGUGGAGUUAGUCGAACUCUGCUCCACCUGGACGCCAGAAACAGAACAUCAUGGCUGUGAAAUGAUCGGUAAGAUGAUCUCUAAUGAUAGAUUAUUACGCUAACACCAGUAUUGGGUCUUCUUACACCAGCACACGGUCUGCUUACGCCAGUAUGGUCUUCCUACACUGGUAUGCAGUCUUCUUACACCAGUAUGGUCUUCUUACACUAGUACACAGUCUUCUUACACUGGUAUAAGGUCUUCAUAUACCAGUAUGGGGUGCUCUUACACCAGUACACAGUCUUCUUACAUCAGUACAGGGUCUUCUUAUACCAGAAAGGGUCUUCUUAUACAAGUAUGGGGUCUUCUUAUACCAGGAUGGGUUCCUCUGACCCUGGUAUAGGGUCUUCUUACUCCAGUACGCAGUCUUCUUACACCAGUAUGCGGUCUUUUGGCUCUGGUUUGUUGUGAACUUGUUUUUGGAUCUUCUGGUUCUGGUUUGUUGAGAACUUGUUUUUGGAUCUUCUGGUUCUGGUUUGUUGAGAACUUGUUUUUGGAUCAUCUGGUUCUGGUUUGUUGUGAACUUGUUUUUGGAUCUUCUGGUUCUGGUUUGUUGAGAACUUGUUUUUGGAUCUUCUGGUUCUGGUUUGUUGUGAACUUGUUUUUGGAUCUUCUGGUUCUGGUUUGUUGAGAACUUGUUUUUGGAUCUUCUGGUUCUGGUUUGUUGAGAACUUGUUUUUGGAUCUUCUGGUUCUGGUUUUUAAAUUUUGAACAUUUUCAGAUUUUCGAUGUUUUGCAUCUUCUUUACGGCUUCGGUUCCUGUGGAUGUUGAAGCUCUUUCUGCUGUUUGUUCUUCUUCAUAUCAAAGUUUCUCAGCUCCUCUGUUUGUAUGUCAGAGUGCGUGUGUGUGUGUGUGUGUGUGUGUGUGUGUGUGUGUGUGUGUGUGUGUGUGUGUGUGUGUGUGUGUGUGUUUAUGCAUGGUUUUCUGUCUGUGUGUUGAGUCAGUGUGGGCGUGCUGACUUCCUGAUAUGAGGAAACUCUCUUCCGAUGGGGACACACUCGAACGUUUCAGAUCGAGCUGAUGUGGAAACACUCUGAAUCACACACAUACGCACACAAACACACACACUCUGACAGGUUGCGUGUGUGUUUAAUCCUUGAUCAGAGCUCAAACAGGUUGUGUUUUCAGGGCGACAUGUUGGUCUAACAGAUCAUCAAAUCAAUAAUAAAUUUGUGGAAAGUCCUUAAAGGAGGCGCCGGCAACAACAAACUGAAGCGUCUGUCUGUGGGAGUCGUCAGGAGUGACACGUGGAGUCUGAGUGUGGAGUGGCUCUUUAUGUAAGGAAGAUCAUUAUUCACAGAAUCAUCAGCGACCGAAGAGAAGUUUAGGAUAGACCGGAGUCUGAAGAACAGCCUGAGGAAGGUCGGACAGGUGAGUACAGUCAGAUCUUUGAGUGAAGAACCAGAGUGAGAAGACUCUGUUCAAGCUUACUGCAGUGAAGGAACUCUGUCUGAGUGAGCAAAGCUUCGGUUCUUGGUGUUACAUAAAGUUUUCUCAUAAGCUUACAGGAGAAUCCAAGAAUCAGGAGAGGAUGACAACAUGCUUAAAAACACACCAGACCAGAGGGUGGCAAUGGAGCCCAGAGGCUGUUGAUAUUCAGUCAGACUCAGAGCCGAUCAUUUAAACUGAGUUUGUUUCCUCCGGUUCAAACUCAACUGUGUAAAACAAUUUACUGCUGGAAAAUUUACUGCUGACUUUGGCGACCUCACAGACUGCCGUGUCUUCAUGCCGCCUCCAGUUUAGCCUCAUUCUUAACAGAGAAUUAAAAUACCUGAACUUUAGAUAAACUUCAGCGGCUCUGUUUUCAAACAUGAGACGGAUGCAUGUGGCGGAUUACGGACAGUGGGAGUUGCGAGAACUCACAAGAACCCGAGGAUUCACGUUUAAUCGCGCGAUAACGAGUUGUCUCCAUAAAGACAGACACAUAGACAUAUAAGCAGUAGAUUGAGUCCUUUCAGAGGAGGAAAUCUACUUCCAGACUAAUAGAAUCAGCAUCUCCUCAUUCACCCUAGUUGUCAUGUUUCAGAGGAAAUACUGGCUUUAAACUCGCCAUGAUAAUGUUGAGUCUUUCUCUACCAUAGAAAUCUUUCACAGGUACAUAAAUAUUAUAUUCUUAGAUUAUUUAUAAAUUUCCUUUAUUUUAACCUAAAACACUGAAAAUUAUUCCUUCCUGAAUCUGAGGAGAAACUAGUUUAAUGGACACUCUCAUGAAAAAGUCCAAAAACCUUCAGAACCAGAACCCAGAACCCACUCCUGGUUCUGAUUCUGUUCUCAUUCUCAUACCUGUUGAAUAUUUUAAACUUUUCUUCUCUUUCUCUCCUGCAGCAUGUUGUCCUGAUCGACACCGACAAAACAACACCAUGAGUACGUCAGCAGUUCGCUCAGCCUCCCCACCUACUGAGGACCCGGCCACGCCCCCUCCAAUGACCACGCCUCCUCGCAAAGCAUCUGUGCGCCUUCAGGAGAGGUGGGUUCAAAGUGCUGUGCCCUCUUGGUCUCCAGGAAAACCCGACAAAUCGUAGAGUUUUUCUAUUUCCUGUCUGUCGCCAAAACCCGAGAAGUCGAUCAUAUCUGUAACAUCAUCACACCGCACAGUAAAAUUCAUGACAAACUUCAUUUAUGAAAAGGACAGAGGGUACAGAUGAACAGUGAAACUGAGACUCAGGAAAGACAGAAGGACAGUGAAACUGAGAUUCAGAGGGGACAGAAGGACAGUCAGAUUGAGACCAAGAUGGGAGAGAGGGGACAGUGAAACUGAGACUCAGUUAAGACCAAAGGACAGUUCAACUGAGACUCAAUAAAGACAGGACAGUGAAACUAAGACCCAGAGGGGACAGAAGGACAGUUAAACUGAGACUCAAUAAAGACAGAAAGACAGUGAAACUAAGACUCAGUAAAGACAGAAGGACAGAGAAACUGAGACUCAGUAAAGACAGAAGGACAGAGAAACUGAGACUCAGUAAAGACAGAAGGACAGAGAAACUGAGACUCGGUUAAGACAGAAGGACAGUGAAACUGAGACUCAGUUAAGAUAGAAGGACAGAGAAACUGAGACUCAAUAAAGACAGAAAGACAGAGAAACUGAGACUCAGUAAAGACAGAAGGACAGUGAAACUAAGACUCAGUAAAGACAGAAGGACAGUGAAACUGAGAUUCAGAGGGGACAGAAGGACAGUCAGAUUGAGACCAAGAUGGGAGAGAGGGGACAGUGAAACUGAGACUCAGUUAAGACCAAAGGACAGUUCUACUGAGACAUAAUAAAGACAGGACAGUGAAACUAAGACCCAGAGGGGACAGAAGGACAGUUAAACUGAGACUCAGUUAUGACAGCAGGACAGUUAAACUGAGACUCAAUAAAGACAGAAGGACAGAGAAACUGAGACUCAGUUAAGACAGAAGGACAGAGAAACUGAGACUCGGUUAAGACAGAAGGACAGUGAAACUAAGACUCAAUAAAGACAGAGGGACAGUGAAACUGAGACUCAGUUAAGACAGAAGGACAGUGAAACUGAGACUCAGUUAAGACCAAAGGACAGUUCAACUGAGACUCAAUAAAGACAGGACAGUGAAACUAAGACCCAGAGGGGACAGAAGGACAGUUAAACUGAGACUCAAUAAAGACAGAAAGACAGUGAAACUAAGACUCAGUUAGACAGAAGGACAGAGAAACUGAGACUCAGUAAAGACAGAAGGACAGAGAAACUGAGACUCGGUUAAGACAGAAGGACAGUGAAACUAAGACUCAAUAAAGACAGAGGGACAGAGAAACUGAGACUCAGUUAAGACAGCAGGACAGUUAAACUGAGACUCGGUUAAGACAGAAGGACAGUUAAACUGAGACUCGGUUAAGACAGAAGGACAGUUAAACUGAGACUCGGUUAAGACAGAAGGACAGAGAAACUGAGACUCGGUUAAGACAGAAGGACAGAGAAACUGAGACUCGGUUAAGACAGAAGGACAGUCAAACUGAGACUCAGUAAAGAUAGAAGGACAGUCAAACUGAGACUCAGUAAAGACAGAAAGACAGUGAAACUAAGACUCAGUAAAGACAGAAGGACAGUCAAACUGAGACUCAGUAAAGAUAGAAGGACAGUAAAAAGAGGGGACAUGGACCCAGCUUUUCCAGUCUGGACAAAUGUAAAAGAGUCGACUGAUAAUCAGAGGACAAAUAUUUGCUGGUUUUGUUUAACCAAUGGGAGCAGACCCACAUGAUCCUGUAUGAGUUAAUAUUUGCUUCAGCUGCAGUUCUUCUAAUGUUGAGGAAUGAAGUUAAUGCAGGAGCUCAAAAAACUGCAGUUCCCCCAGUGUCCACUACAGGCUGACCCCAACAGUCAUAAAUGCCUUAUAAGAGCUCAUCUUAAAGUCUCCAUUUCAGUAAGAAAUAGACAUAUUCACAACCUGGGACAAAAACUCUGUUUGGUUUCUUUAUAGGAGGUGAAAUUUGAGAUCACUCCUCCUUUUUGGUCACAUUUCUGUCGGGAGUUGAACAUAAAUUUGCAUAAAUUUGGGGGUGUGGCUUAUUUUACUAUCACAGCAUCUGAUUGGUGCCAUCACUGAAACUACAAUCCCUUCAGAAAAUGUCCAAGAGCCCAAAACACGGUGAACUGAGAGUAACUGUUCUUUCCAGGCGGGGCUCCAACCUCUCUCUGCUACUGGACGUAAGCACUUUAGGGGUGGAGUCUAUUUGUUCCGUCUCCACCCCCAAAGAGGUGUGGCUUCAGCUGCUACACACCUCCUCUCGGCCGCUCACUCAUGCUGUGCUCCAGCAGGCAGCAACAGACACGCAAACCCUUAACGCAGAGUACCAGGUGAGAGUUCCCCGGUGUUUCUUAUUCCUGGUCUAUGUUUCCACUGAUGAGGUGUGUUUGUUUUAACGUCCAGCUCGUUCCUGUUUUUUUUCCACAGAAGAUUCCCCCGAACUUCGUCACCCCCGCAGAGCUCGACGUUCCCGGUCACAUGAUCAAAGACAGAUACAAAACCAUCCUACCCAGUCAGUACCUCCGCCGUCGUCUGUCUGAACUCCACAGAAACACGGUCCAAGCUGUUGUUAAUGACCUUAUUGUUCUGUUUCCACCCAGACCCUGAGACCCGGGUCAUCCUGAAGAACCCAGAAGAGGAGGCAGGGCCAGAUCGCUACAUCAACGCCAACUACAUCAGGGUAAUAAAUCUUUACAGCAACAAGCCGCCAUGUAGGUUUAUGAAUGUCUAAUGCUGCGUUCGAGUUACCUCAGAAGUCCGAUGUCGGAGCUGAAAAUGAUGUCACACCCGAGUUCCCAGUGCCUCAGUUACCAAGUUGGAAAAAAGCUAAAUCGGAGGCGGAAACAAGAUGGCUACAUCUACGAAGGUUACUUUAGUGCUUGCCUUAUAUUCAUACAAGGCAAGCGCACAAAUAAUAAUCAUAAUGACAAUAGAUUUUAUUUGUAACGCACUUUACAUUUUGAAAAAGUAGAUGUUCCAGAUGUGAUUUUGCUUUUUUCCGACUUGGUAGCUGAAACUCGAGUGUGACAUCAUUUUCAUCUCCGACAUGGGACUUCCGGGGUAACUUGAACGCAGCAUUAGUCCUGCAGAGGAGAUAUGGUUUGUGCAGAGACAGCAGGUUUUCAGUGAACACUGUUUUUUAUGGAUUCAGUCGUUUCUGUAAAUCGUCUCCAUAUACUGAUCCGAACUUGCACUGACAUGUAGGAGAUCAAAGAAAUACUUUCAUGCACACGCUAGCCCCCAAUUUCCACCACAUCCUGAACGUCUCCUAAAAGGUCGUAUCCUCUGAUCGUAGCUGAUUGUAACCAUUCAAGUGUAAUGUGUCAAUUUCCACCGGCUUCUUUCCGUUCCUCUGCGGAUUGCCUGACUCCACAGCUGAUCCGAGGGGUUCUAUUUUUUCCAGACGCCGGAGCAUGCUGGAUAAAUUCAGCACAGAUGAACCCGUGCUGGAAAGGAAGUCGGGCACAGAAACAACAUAAAACAUCCAGCUUCUUUUCAAAAUAAAACACUCCAUGUUUCAGGCAGAUCGUAUUUCACACCAUGCAAACGGGCGAAACGAACAAAUGAACGAUUUUUAGACAUCAUUUCACCUCGAUGACACCAUGGAUGAGGAGAUGCUGAUUCUAGAAGUCUAGAAGUAGAUUUCCUCCUCUGGAAGGACACAAUCUACUGCUUAUAUGUCUAUGUGGCUGUCUUUAUAGAGACAACUCAUUAUCGCGCAACUGAACGUGAAUCUGCGGGUUUUUGCGAGUUCUCGCAAUUACUGCUGUCCGUAAUCUGCCAUGAAAUUCGCCUCACUAACGGAUCCAGUGGGAAUUGGCGUAGGGCGAAAAUCGCCGCUAUUCCGGAUUGGAGACGUUUCGGAUGCGGUGGAAAUUGGGGGUUAAAGUUACUGAGUCAUUCAAUAAGGGUUUUUAAAAAGGGCCAUGUUCUGUAAACGUCACCAUGGUACUCUGAAGUACUGGACUCUGAACCAGGAUCCAGAUGUUCUAGAAGUUUCAUCUGGACGAGAUUGAUUUAGGUUCAGAAAUCCCUGUUCUGGUUUCCACUGGAUUAGAUCAACCUGAGCUGUGUUUCAGACUACCAAAUCCAGAUUACCAGGGCUCUUAAUCAGACCCUGUUUUCACGAUCAGAUCCGUCACUAAUACGAACUUUACUAACCCUGAACAAAAAGGCGCUCACUGAGAAGUCAGCAGGUUGAUAGUACGUGUCAGCGCUGUGUGUGUGUGUGUGUGUGUGUGUGUGUGUGUGUGUGUGUUGAGGUUUGUGCAGCUGUCUUAGUGGGGACCACACUAAGCUGAUGUGAAGAUUGCUGGACUGUUUUUUUACACAGUUAAGAGAAUAUGUUAACGUAAAGUCAUAAAUGUUACAGUCAGGCACGGACAGCAGAGGAACAAGUAUUAAAAAUGUGGAUGUGUAGGUGUGUGUGUGUGUGUGUGAAGAUCUAUGUCUAGAUCUGUGUGUGUGUGUAAAUGUGCAAGUGCACAUUUCAGACGGUGAUACAAACAGAUAUGAGCUGUCAGAUUGUCUGCGUAAGGAGUUUGACAACCAGGAAAACCACAGGAAGUGAAGAAGGAAGUGACAUGGCCCUGACUCAUGCACCCCCCAACAGCCCACACAGCCCUAUCAGCUCUGCAGCUCCAGUUCUGCAGCCUCAGCUCUGCAGAUCUGCAGCCUUAGCUCUACAGCUCCAGCUCUGCAGCUCUAGCUCUGCAGCUCUCGCUCUGCAGCCUCAGCUCUGCAGCUCCAGCUCUGCAGCCUCAGCUCUGCAGCUCCAGCACUGCAGCCUGAGCUCUGCAGCUCCAGCUAUGCAGCCUCAGCUCUGCGGCUCCAGCACUGCAGCCUCAGCUCUUCAGCCUCAGCUCUGCAGACGUAGGUUCUGCAGCUUCAGCUAUGCUGGUGUCUGCUCUGCAGCCUCAGCUCUGCAGGCGUCUGCUCUGCAGACGUCAGCUCUGCAGCUCCAGCUCUGCAGCCUCAGCUCUGCAGCCUCAGGUUGACACUUUCUGCAGCCUGUCCUCAGGCUGAAGGAGCUGCAGUCGGGUGUGUCUGAUCAGUGUGUGAUCAGUGUGUGAUAAGUGUGCUCUUGUUUCUCUUGUUGUUCACUUCUCUUCUUCUUUUUCCUGUCUGAGGAGGUCCAGGAUGUGGUUUGGUUUUUUAGCAGAGGGGGGACAGGUCUACGUUCACAUCCGCUGUAGUUUUUGACAAACAACCUGCAGAACUGACUGAUCCGGUCUGAUCUGAUCUGAUCCGUUUUUUUCUACCUUUUAUUUUCUCUGAAACGGUUUGAAAAUUUGAUGACUCUGAUAGUUUAGCCUGCUGAUGAACAAAAACUAAUAAAAAUGAUUCUGUGAGGCACAGGUGGGUCUACAGGGACAGACUUACUGACCUCUAGUGGACACUCUGAGUACUGCAGGUUUCUCCUUCUCUUGUCUGACCUGGUCUUUGUGCCGCAGGGUUAUAAAGGAGCUCCCAGGGCCUACAUCGCCACCCAGGGGCCGAUGCUGCACACUGUUGGGGACUUCUGGGACAUGGUGUGGCAGGAGAGGAGCAGCAUCAUCGUCAUGGUAACCAGACUGAAGGAGAACAACGAGGUGAGGACUCCUCCUCCCUGUUUGUCUCUCUGGACUGCAGACCGGUCCGCUGAGCGUCUGAUUGUUUGAUUUCAGAAAUGUGAGCUGUACUGGCCUCAGCCCAGAGAGAGGAGGAGGAGGAGGAGGAAGAGUUUGAAGGAGGAGGAAGAGGAAGAGGAGGAGGAGCAAAGAGAGGAGGAAGAGGAGGAGGAGACUGGACGCUUUGGCAGGUUUCUCCUCAGAGUGUUGGACAGCCAGGAGAAGGACGGGUUCACCGUUACCGACAUGGAGAUCCAGGUACAGUACGGCUGCUUUAACAUCAAGGACCAUGCUGGUUCCCUGGACCUGGAUCAUUUGAACCAACAUACCCAGGAUUUCCACCACAUCCGGAAUGGUGGCAAUUUUCGCCGUCCGCCAAUUCCUACCGGAUCCAUUUGUGAGGCAAAUUUUGUGGCGGAUCACGGACAGCGGUAAUCACAAAAACUCACAAGAACCUGCGGAUUCACGUUCAGUCACGCAAUAACCAGUUGUCUCUGUAAAGACAGACACAUAGACAUAUAAGCAGUAGAUUGUAUCCUUCCAGAGGAGGAAAUCUACUUCUAGACUUCUAGAAUCAGCAUCUCCUCAUCCAUGGUGUCAUCGGGGUGAAAUGACAUCUAAAAAACCUUUCACUUGUUGGUCUCCGCCCGUUUGCAUGGUGUGAAAUACAAUCCGCCUGAAACACAAAGUGUUUUAUUUUGAAAAGAAGCCGGAUGUUUUAUUUUGUAUCUGUGCCCGACUUCCUUUCCAGCACGGGUUAAUCUGUGCUGACUUUAUCCGGCAUGCUCUGGCAUCCUGAAAAAAUAGAACUCUUGCACUUGUACAGCUGUGGAGUCCGGCGAUCCACAGAGGAACGGAAAGAAGCCGGUGUAAUUGACACAUUAACUUUAACGGUUACGAUCAGCUACGAUCGGAAGAUACAACCUUUUAGUAGCCGAUUUUUUAAUAGCCUUUCAGGUAUUAAAAAAAUAAUUUCAGGUAAACCUGACAAAUCGAACUAAGAAAAACUAACUUCAGGGUCUGAAAUGGACCAAAGGAAAAAAUCUGAAGUUUGAGGAGCUGAUCUGUGUGACAGAUUUUUUUCACCUGCAUCUAAUGUUUGAGUUGUCGCUGAAUUUGGCGUGAACUUGCUGAGAGUAAAUUUAUGAUCCUCCAAAAUUCUCCUGAUGGGGACGUCACCCUUCGGCAAUCUAGUCGCUGUGGGAACAAGUUCAGCCGACUCUUAGCAUUAGCCGGCACCAACAAAAGUUUGAAGUCUUUCAGACAUUUUUGAAACUCUCCGAAAAGUUUGCUUCAGUUUAUCGGAAACAGUUUAUCUCCUCCAAGAAGCCGGUGUAAAUUGACACGGUAACUUGAAUGGUUAGAAUCAGCUACGAUCGGAGGAUAUGACCUUUUAGUAGCCGUUCAGGAUGAGGUGGAAAUUAGGGGUCAGUCUGGAUCAUCAGAAUCCAUGUCUGUGUGUGUUUGCAGCUGUGUGCAGAGCGCCAUCACGUCAGACAUUACUGGUUCACCUCCUGGCCUGAUCACCACAUCCCACAAUGCACUGCUCCUCUGCUGGGAUUGGUGGAGGAGGUGGAGACGUACUGGAAGUCUCUCCUCCCUUUGCCCAGCUCUCAACCAAUCACAGCCAGCGUCCCCAGCCCUGGACCAAUCGUUGUUCACUGCAGGUUGGUUUCUCUCCGUUUUUUUUUUUCUUUGGAGGAGAGGGUGGAGCGGGAGCUGCACCUCCUCCUCCACAAAAACCUUCAACUCCAGAAACACUUCUUUAUACUCAGGUGCAAAUAUGACCUUACUUUAAAAAAUUCUAACCGAAGGUUUCUCAGCUGUUUUUUAUAGUAUUAGUAUUAAUAACAAUGAGAAAAUACUCACACCACCCCUAAAAAUUCAAAUAUCUCCAUGUGACACUGCCCAUGGGGCACUAGUUGUUCUUAUAUUAAAUUAUCUAUCAUACAAAUAUGCUAAUUAGAAUAUUCCAUGGUCCAAACAUGUAUCAGGCGCAAGUAUUCCUGGUCUAGAAUGAAUACAAAGGAGUAAACUGCCUCCCCCUCAACACCUCAAAGACAAAGGAGAUGGUCACAGACUUCCGUAGAUCCAAACCCCCUCUUCAGCUAGUGAACACCUGUGGAGUGGAUCAAUAGACAUCUGUAGUAAGACGCUGCAGAUGUUUUAUCAGUCUGUGGUGUAGAUUGACAGUGUUCUGUUCUAUGCUGCAGUCUGCUGGGGAGGAAGCAUCAAACACAAAGAUGCAAGACAUCUUAACAAACUGGUAAAAAAGGCUGGCUCUGUGGUAGGACUCAAGCUGGACUCAGUGGAGGAUGUGGUGGAGAGAUCUACACUGAGGAAGGUGGAGACUAUUCUAAAGAACAUGAAUCACCCGCUUCACAAAACCUUGAUGGACCAAAGGGCAAGUGGUGGUGGAUGGCUCCUCUCUCUUCUCUGCAGGACAGAAAGAUUCAGAAUAUCUUUUGGACCAACAGCCAUCAGACUUUAUAACUCUUAUGUAAAUAGUAGAUAACUGUUAGAGACAUAUUUUGUGAGACAACAGACAACUGAACUUCCCUUCAGGGAUCAAUAUAGUUAUUCUUAUUCUUAUUCUUAAUGGUCGUUUUAAAGACCUGAAAAAAAAAAAAAACACAUGGAGCUAUUUGAAUUUUUAGGGGUGGGGAGAGUACUUUCUCAUUUACAGAGUGAUAAAAAGAGAAAUUGAAAGUCCCCUACUCCCCCCUUCUGACUCUAGAACAAAAUAAAACAACAAUUUUGAAAGGGGCUUUAUUCAUUGUUCAGUUUUUGGGUCUGUAAAUGUAUGUAAAUUAGUGCAUAUUUAAAUAGAUAUUACCUCAUUUAUGUAUUUAAACAUAACAUUUGACUAAACUUGUAAUAAAGAAAAAUAUUUGUCUUACGUAAGUUAUAAACUUGGGAAGUUUCAUGGUGCUAUCUGUUUGUUAAAAUUUUUACCGUAUUUAGUGGUCUAACUUUUAGUUCGUUAGUUAGAUCAACUUUGAGUUUGUUAUUAGGGACAAAAACAACUGAGAAAACUUUGUUAGAAUAUUUUUAAGGUUUUUUUUUAUUUUUAUAAAUGCACCAGCUUAUUUAAAGCUCUCUUCCCCCUCUUCCUCCUUCUCCACUCCUCAUCCCCCUUCUCUACUCCUCAUGCUCUCCUCUCUCCUCCUCCCCUCCUCCUCUCCUCUCUCCUGCUCCUCUUCCUCCUCCUCCUCCUCCUUUUCUCCUCUCUUUCCUCCUCCUCCUCCCUCUCCUCCUCCUCCCCUCCUCUUCUCCUCCUCCUGCUCCACCCCCACCUCCUCUCCUCCUCUCUCUCUCUCUCCUCCCUUCCCCCAUCCUUCUCCUCCUCUCUCCUACUCCCUCUCUCCUCCUCUCUCUCCCACUCCUCUCCUCCUUCUGCCUCCUGCUCUCUCCUCCUCCUCUACUCUUCCUCCUCCUUUUCUCCUCUCCCUCCUCCUCCUCCUCCCCCUCCUCCUCUCGUUCUCCUGUCUCCUUCCUCUCCCCCUCCUCCUCCUCUUCUCCUCUCUCCCUCUCUCCUCCUUGCUCUCCUCCUCCUCGCCUCCUCCUCCUCUCCCCUUCUGCUCUCUCCUCCUCUCUCUCUCCUCCAUUCCCCCCUCCUUCCCCUCCUCUCUCCUACUCCCUUUCUCCUCCUCCCUCUCUUCCUCCUCUCUCUCUCCUCCCUUCUCCCUCCUUUUCCUUUUCUCUCCUACUCCCUUUUGUCUCUCCUUUUCCUCCUCCUCUGUCCUUUCCUUCUCCUCUCUCCUUCUCCUCUCCUCCUUCCCCCCUCCUCCUUCCUUCUCCUUCUCCUCACUCCUCUCUCUCCUCCUCUUCCCCCCUCCUCUCUCCUCCUCUGUCUCCUCUUUACUCCUCCCUCUCUCCCCAUCCUCUCUCCUUCCCCUUCUCCUGUCCGUCCCCCACCUCACCCUCUCUCUCCUCCUCCUUUCUCCUCCUCCACCUCCUUCUCCCCCUCCUCCACCCUCUCCUCCUCUUCCUCCUGUCCUUCCCCUCCUUCUCCUCCUCCUCCUCCUCUUGUCCUCCUCUCUUUUACUCCUCCUCUUCCCCUCCCCCCUCUCCUCCUCCUGCUCUUCCUCCACCUCCUCCUCUUUCUCCUCUCCUCCUCCUUCUCACUAUCCUACUUCUCCCCCUCCUCCUUUCGUCCUCCUGUCCUUUCUUUCUCUUACUCUUCCUCUCUCCUCCUUCUCUUUCUCAUCUGUCUCCUUCUCCUUUUCCUCCUUCUCCUCCUCCCUCUCCUCCUCCUCUCUCUUCCCUCUUCUCCUCUCUCUCCUCCUUCACUUCCUCCUCUGUCUACUUUUCUUUUUCCUCUCCCUCCUUCCUUUCCCCUUCCUCUCCUCUUCCUUCUCCUCCUCUCCUCCUUCUUUCUCUCCUCCAUUUCUUCCUCUCCUCCUCCUCUCCUCCUUCUCCUCUCCUCCUCCUCCUGUCUCUCCUGUCUCUCCUCCUUCUUCUCCCUCUUCCUUUCUAUCUCCUCCUCUCCUCCCCCUCCUCUCCUCCUUUUCUCCUCCUCUUCUUACUCCUCUCUUCCUACUCCUGUUCCUCCUCCUCCUCCUCUCUCCUCCUCCUACUUUUCUCUCCUCCUUCCCCCUCUCUCCUCCCGCCCUUCUCCCGCUCAGCGCCGGUAUCGGUAGGACGGGUUGUUUCAUCGUCAGCAGUAUUGGUUGUCAACAGCUCAGAGACGGCGCUCAGGUGGACAUCUUGGAGACGGUGUGUCAGCUCCGAUUGGACCGGUGAGAGUCAAACCGUCCGUCUCUGUUGGUUCUGAAGGUCCAGUUUGUUUCUAACCUUUGACCCCACCCUCCCCCUUCUCCUGUUCAGGGGUGGUAUGAUCCAGACCACAGAGCAGUACCAGUUCCUCUACUCUAUCCUGGCCCAGUACAGCUCCCAGCUGCAACAGAAGCAGGACCAAAACCAGAACCGACAGAAUCCAGAGGAAGUGGUGCGCCUACAGCUACAGAACCUCCAGCUGGACAAUCCGCAGAGAGGGGAAAACUGAUCCCAGUAGAGAACCUCAGAACCAGCUGAAUGUAUCAACACAGAGACUGACAGGUGGACAUCAGGGACCAGGAGAGGACCGGCACAGCAGAGUCCAGGAGAACCGAACCAGGACACGCACAUCCAGAAACCAGCAGAUCUUUCCGGAACAUUUGAUCCAGAAUUCCUGAUUUUUUCACCCUGAAGGUUUAAAAAAAAAAACCUCUGAGGGUUGUAAAGAUGGACCAAAACCAGAACUUUGAGACUGACGAAGACCUCAGCUGGACCAAAACCAGAACUUUGAGACUGAUGGAGACCACAGCUGGACCAAAACCAGAACUUUGAGACUGAUGGAGACCGCAACUGGACCAAAACCAGAACUUUGAGACUGACGAAGACCUCAGCUGGACCAAAACCAGAACUUUGAGACUGAUGGAGACCACAGCUGGACCAAAACCAGAACUUUGAGACUGACGGAGACCGCAACUGGACCAAAACCAGAACUUUGAGACUGACGGAGACCGCACCUUGACCAAGAAUAAAGACCCAAAAUAUUGCUUCUUGAAUCUUGAAGGGAUCUUGGACCGAGUGCAUGCAGAUCCUUGUGUAUGUUUAAAGCAAUAGUACAUGUCUGCCCCCCUGCUGGACAGAGUAGGUCAUUGCAGACAGAUCCACAACCUGAAACACAUGACCGCCCCUUCUUGCUGCUUCAUUCUCAAAAGUUAUCGGCUUGAACAGAGCAACGUCAUGUUCGAGUAUUAAACGAGAAUCACAUAAUUUUUAGUCAUUAAUAAAACUGUUGUCUUGAAAUUGAAAUAAAUCUUAAUGUGUUAAUGCUAACAUUAGCUUGUCCAAAGUUGUAAAUGUACGAUUUGACCCGUAGGCUACUAGCAUUGUAGUGAAUGAAAGAAAAGUGCAAUGACUAAUAAUGUGCAUGAGAUUUCACAUGAAAAUAUAUGAGAAAGACACAAAAUAUCGGAUUCAUCCGGCUCUGCAGACACAUACUAUUGCAUUCAGGGGGUCAAAAUCAUCGCCAAGGAAUGAAGAGAUUAAAAGCGAAGUCAAUCCCUCUAAUGUUGGGAUAAUAUAAGUUAAUAUUUUGGUAGAAUAAACCCAAAAUACUAUGGGUAGGCAGACAAUACAUAAAAAGUUGAUAAGUAAAAAAAAUGUAAAAUUAAUAAAAUCCUAGAAUAAGAAUAAGAAGAACUUUAUUGAUCCCCGAAGGGAAAUUCAAUUGUCUGUUGUCUCAUGUAAUAUGUCUAUAAAAGUUAUCUAUUAUUUACAUAAGAGUUAUAAAGCCUGAUGGCUGUUGGUACAAAAGAUCUUCUGACUCUUUCUGUCCUGCAGUGAAGAGAGAGGAGCCGUCCACCACCUUUUGCCCUUUGGUCCAUCAAGGUGUUGUGAAGCGGGUGAUCCAUGUUCUUUAGAAUAGACUCCACCCUCCUCAGUGUAGAUCUCUCCACCACAUACUCCACUGAGUCCAGCUUGAGUCCUACCACAGAGCCAGCCUUUUUCACCAGUUUGUUAAGACGCCUUGCAUCCUUGUGUUUGAUGCUUCCUCCCCAGCAGACUGCAGCGUAGAACAGAACACUUGCCACCACAGACUGAUAAAACAUCUGCAGCAUCUUACUACAGAUGUCUAUUGAUCGGAGUCUUCUCAGGCAAAAGAGGCGGCUCUGCCCCUUUCUGUAGAUGAAGUCUAUAUUCUUAGACCAAUCCAACUUAUUAUCCAGAUGUACACCUAGUUAUUUAUAUGAUGUCACCACUUCCAUGUCCACUCCACAGGUGUUCACUGGCUGAGGAGGGGGUUUGGAUCUAUGGAAGUCUAUGACCAUCUCCUUUUGUCUUUAAGGUGUUGAGGAGGAGGAGGUUUUUGUGACUCCAGUCACUGAAGGCUCUUAUUAGAUCUCUGUAUUGAGCUUCUUGUCCAUUUUUGAUGCAUGCCACAAUAGCGGUGUCAUCUGAGUAUUUUUGAAUGUGGCAGGACUCAGUACUGUAUUUGAAGUCUGAUGUAUACAGUGUGAACAGGAAUGGCGCCAGCACUGUCCCUUGUGGAGCCCCUGUACUGCUCAUUAAUGUCCCAGAAACACAGUUCCCCAGCCUGACAAACUGUGGCCUUCCUGCACAAUGCAGAAUGUUUUCCACAGAGUAGGUACCCGCCCCAGCAGUAGACUCAGGUUGAAGAUCUAGUGGAGAGGUUGACACAGUUCUGCAGCACAGUCUCUAAGCAGCCUUGGACACACACCAUCUGGACCAGCUGCCUUCCCAGGACAAAGUCUUCCAAGCUCCAUCCUCACCCCUGUUUCGGUGACAGACAAGGACUGGUGUUCUCGCAGGGAGGCAGUGGAAGUGGUUGAGACAUUUGAACGAGAUGGAGGAUGAAGGGGAGAAGUUGUAGUGGAGAUUUGUUGUGGAGAGGAAGGUGGAGUAGCAGUAGAAGUGGGAGUGACAGCAGUGUUAGAUCUGUUGAAGAACAGGUUGAGUUCAUCAGCUCUUUUCACAUCACCCACCACUGGCUGUCUUUUCUUUUGACUGCUGUGUCCAGAGAUGGUACUGAUUCCUCUCUACACUCCACAGAUGUUGCUGUGUUGUAGAUUAUUCUUUUUCUUUGUCACCAUCUUUAAAAGCUUUCUUUUUCUGGUUAAGGAUUGCUUUUAUGUCUCUUGUGAUCCAGGGUUUGUUGUUGGGGAAACAGCGAACAGUUUUUGUGGGUAUAACUGUCUCUACAGAAGUUGACAUAAUCAGUAAAGCAGUCAACCUUUUUUUCAAUGUUCAUACUAUCCACAUCUGUUUCCAGCAGCACAUUCCAGUCUGUUGAUUUAAAACAGUCCCUUAGAGCUUCACUGGCUUGAGGUGUCCAUCUUCUUAUUUUGACUUUGGUCACAGGCUGCCUCAGCACACAAGGUCUGUAACAGGUUUGCAGAUAGACCAAGUUAUGAUCUGACUUGCCCAGUGGUGGUAAGGCAGUGGCUCUGUAGGCUUCUUUGACGUUGGCAUACAGCAGAUCCAGGGUUUUGUUUUCUCUGGUUGGACAGUUCACAAACUGUGUGAAUCCAGUCAGGUGAGAGGAGAGGGUGACAUGGUUGAAGUCACCCGAUAUUAUUAUUAGUGCCUCAGGCCUGGCAACGCUCUUUUGCAAAACAUCGCAACAUUCUUCAGUUGAUUUGGAUGGAAUGUAAACAACUACUGUUAUGAUUUGACUGAAUUCUUUUGGAACAUAAUGUGGCUGAAGAGCAACUGCCAACAGUUAAAUAUCUGGACAACACAACUUCUCCUUGACAGUUAUGUGUGAAGAGUUACACCAUCUCUGGUUGACAAAUGAAGCCAGACCUCCUCCUUUCUUCUUGUCACUAGCUUGAGCAUCUCUGUCUGAUCUUCUAAGAGUGAAGCCAGGUAGAUCCACACUGGAGUCCGAGUUGUUUUGAUUCAACCAGGUUUCAGUAAAACACAGGAAACUGCACUCACGGUAUGCUUUCUCAGUCUUCACCAAGAUCUCCAGCUCAUUGCUUUUGUUGGGCAGAAGGUUGAUGUUUCCCAUGAUGAUUGAUGGAAGAAAGGGUUUAUAUCUCCACCUCCUAGCAUUCAGCUUUGCCUUCACCUUUGCACCAGCACGGCAACCACGACAACACCUCCUGAUGUCCUCUGGAAUUGUAUGUUGUUGCCCAGAUUUGCUUUUCCUCAAUGAAAGGAGCUCUUCUCUUGAGUAAACUCUUCACCCAGCAGAAGUAUCCAUCAUCAGCAAACAAAAUUACAACAAAAAUAUGAAAAAAAUCUAGCAUAAAUUAAAAAAAAUUACAGAUAAUACAGAGAGACCAGACUUGCAGCAACCUCUCAGUUCAAGCGCAUCAUUUGAAUUUUGAUCGAGAUUAAUAUCUAAAUAUGUGACUGUGGGCACUUAUUUAUUUUUAAAAUAAAUUUCGAAUCCUUGAAAGUGAGUGGGCCGAGUCCCAAGAACUGAACACUUUCUUCACAAAUUCCAAAGACUUUUUAUUUUGAUGCAAUAAUAAUACGUGACUGCGGUCACUGAUUUAUUUAUUACUUGUUUAUUAAAUUAAAUUUCUGGGCACAAAAAUGGAUGUGAAACAGCGGUUAAAAAGAGGGUUGUGGAUCUGUCAUGCAAUGACCUACUCCGCCCAGCAGGGGCGCAAGGAGGGUUGUGGAUCUGCUGGGCUCUCUGGCUCUGCAGACCCCCUACUUGUUUAAAGACUCUUAUUUUGGUUUUGUGAGCCUGUGAAUGAUGCUUGUUUGAUUGCCUGACCUCAUCUUGGACCAGAGGAGGGGUCCUGAUGUAUCUGGACCUUGUGUUUGGACUCCUUCUGUACACUGACAGGAAGGGUCCAAAAAACUUAGACCAGUUCAGCUGACGGUCUACAAGGUGAGAUGAACUCCACGUCUUCAUGGUGAAAGCAAACUAACAGACAGAAGUCUGUUAGAGAAAUGAAGACACAACUUCUCCUCACAACUGGUUCAAUAGGCCCCAGGUCUAUAAAACCAUGGUUAAUUAUUUCAAGGAACUUUUGGUUUGUGUUCAUUGUGGCACCCCCUGUGGACAAAGGAGUCUUCACUCAUUUUGUCCACUGCACGCUGUAGUCGAGUCUUCAGAAAAAAACCUCAUCCUGCUGAUGUUUAAAGUCGAAUGUUUCCUUUAUUCUGAUUAUUUUAUUUGAAUAAAAACAGAUUUUUCUCUUCGGCCCGAACUACACGUAUAUGGAUAUUUAUUUAUCAGGAUAUUUUUGUACUCCCGUCUAAAUAAAUGUAUCUGUCCACACGUGUUAGUUCUCAAAAAUAUCUGCAUCCACACGUAGCCUUCAAACUCAAUCCUAUCUGGUGCCGCUUAAAAAAAAUUCAGGAACAAAUCUAACUGAUUGGCCGAUGAAUCGUAACAGCGUGAUGCGUCAUGCAUUGUUUGCGGAAGCUACGCUAGUGCGUCGGGUCCAUGUGACGGACCAUGUGACUAAUAAAAGUAUUGGCCGCAGCAGACGCGUCUGUGAGCUGGCUGACUGGUGGAUGUAAUUGCAUAAAACAAGGUUCACUUGCAAGGCUGAAAUAAGCCCCAAAAGGGCAAAACAAACGUAAAGAAUACCCUGUCUGUCCGCCGUCGUUGUUGUUGUUGUUUUUCUUUUUAAUUCGCAUGCGCGAGCUGCGGUUUGACGUCAUCGAUCCGUAAAAGUCCAACCACACGAAUCCACUACGGAUACGGGAUACGGAUAUUUUUUUAUUUCUCCACUUGUUUUUCCGGAUUCAGAUUUAUCCGGUUUGAGUGCUCCAAACUCCCGCUUUGGUGUGGUAGGGAGGCCCAAUCGGACAUAAAUAUGUGCGGUUUGAAAUAUAUCCGCAUUCGUGUAGUUCGGGCCUUAGUCCAUUGUCUUUCUUCAUUUCUGCAGAUCAUCAAAAACACCAACAUGAGUUUCAGUCUCUUUUAUUAAAUGUUUAAAAUCUCCUUACAGGAGCUUUAAUUAUGUUGGCGCU